Molecule: messenger RNA, 9088 nt
Organism: Cyprinodon variegatus (sheepshead minnow)
Lineage: Eukaryota; Metazoa; Chordata; Actinopteri; Cyprinodontiformes; Cyprinodontidae
Gene: fndc3ba
Product: fibronectin type III domain containing 3B
Exons: 27
Coding region: 144-3785 (1213 amino acids)
Molecular function (GO): protein binding
Source: RefSeq, a predicted model, not a curated record
AUGGCGGAGUUUCACAGUAAGACCAGCGCCGCGCCAGCAGACAGGCAGGACCCGACCCUGGGAAUAAAAAAACGCGCAGCAACGUCUGUUUGAAGAUUCUUUUAUUACCGCAAGGUAGGGCAGUUCAGUCAAUUUCUCCAUGAAUGUACGUCACAAUGAUGAUGACAGACCAGAUUCCACUGGACUUGGCUCUGCCCCCCCUCCUGAAUGGAGAGCUCCCUCUCAUGCCUCACAUGGUUAACGGUGACGCAGCACAACAGGUGAUUUUUGUGCAGGUGAACCCAGGGGAGACGUUUACCAUCCGGGCAGAGGACGGCUCGCUGCAAUGCAUCCAGGGUCCUGCAGAGGUUCCCAUGAUGUCCCCAAAUGGAUCAAUCCCCCCAAUACACGUCCCCCCUGGUUAUAUCUCACAGGUGCUGGAGGAUACCACAGGGGUUCGCAGAGUGGUGGUGACCCCACAGUCCCCAGAGUGCUACCCUCCCUCCUACUCUCCAGCUCUGUCCCCCACACAUCACCUUCCCCCGUACUUGGCUCACCCCCACUUCAUUCCCAGCUCUCACUCUUUCUAUCCCACUGUCAGCCCUGGUGAGCUGCCACCUCACCAGUACUACCAACACCACCUUCCCCCAAUGUACAGCGAUCAAGUGUCCUUUCUCCUUUCAGAAAUGAUCCCAGUUUAUGGGAUGUCAAACUACAUCAGCAGAGAGGAGACGUACAGUAAACCACCCCCUAAAAAGAUAAAGGAUCCAGAAAGACAGAAUCGGCUCAAUUCCCCUCCUUCCACUCUGUAUAAGGGCAGCCUGGGGCCAGCACAAAAUGGAUAUAGUAACAAAUCUCACGCCCCAUCACUUGGGUCAGUGGGGUCGGGGGGUGGAGCCAGCAGUCCAGGAGGCAAGAAGCCAGAAAGACGACCUCGCUGCAGUCCACGAAACAGUGAGCCAGAGACGCACACACAAGAUCAUGAUUCAGAAGGGAAACGUGUUCAAGACAUGCUGUCUACAAUCGAAAAACCACAGGUGUCUAACAUCCAGGCACGGGCUGCUCGGCUGUCCUGGGCCCCUCCAGCUGGGCUGGUAAACAGGCACAGUAACGGGAUACCUGUUACCUGCUCCUAUGAGUUGACGCUCUCAGACAAGGGAAAGGAUGGAAAGUAUCGCGUUAUAUACAGUGGGGAAGAAUUGGAAUACCACCUGAAAGACCUAAGGCCAGCAACAGACUACCAUGUACGGGUUUUGGCACUGUACAACUCAGUCCGAGGCUCGUAUUCAGAGGUCGGCUCGUUUACCACACACUGUAGUGCCCCUGAUGUCCCGUUACCCCCUAAACUCUCCCACCGCACAAAGACGAGCCUCAGCCUACAGUGGAAGCCUCCAGGCGACAAUGGAUCCAAAAUCACAAACUACCAGCUUGAGUGGGAUGAGGGAAAGAGGAACAGUGUUUUCCGAGACUGCUACUUUGGGAACCAGAGACACUACAAGCUGACACGGCUGCAGCCCGCCUGUGGAUACACAUUCAGAUUGGCUGCAAAUAACGACAUUGGCACAAGCGGUUUCAGUACAGAGGUGGUGUUCUACACCACAGGGACUCAGCCUUCCCUGCCCCUCGCUCCACGGCUGGUAAGAGCGGGGGUCUCCUGGGUGACCCUGGAGUGGGUGCGUCCUGAGGGCAGCUCCACUGAAGAGCAGCUUAAAUACACACUCGAGAUCCAGGAAGACAACAGCGGAACAGAUUUUUAUCCAAAGUACACUGGAGAAAACUUGACUUGUACUGUACAAGGCCUGAAGAGAAGUACACAGUAUAAAUUCAGGCUGAUUGCGUCAAAUGUGGAAGGUAAAAGCAGCCCCAGUGAAGUGUUGGUGUGCACCACCAAUCCAGACAAACCUGGCCCUCCAUCGACACCCAAAGUCACCGGAGUUACACCCUAUGGCUUUACUGUCACGUGGGAUCCACCCUUGGACAAUGGGGGCUCAGAUGCUCUCACUUAUCUCCUAGAGAUUUCUGAAGGAUGCUCCGAAGCAAGCCAGUGGGAAGUGGCGUACAGUGGCCCCGCAACAGAAUGCGUGUGUGAGCGGCUGACACCAGGAACCGUUUACCGCCUACGUGUAUGUAGCAUCACCACCGGGGGACACAGCCCAUGCACCGUUAGUGUUCCAGUUCAUACAUUAAGUGUCCCACCUGGACCCUGCAAGCCGCCGCGGAUUGUUGGGAAAGCCAAACACAAGGAAGUCCAGUUAGAAUGGGAUUCUCCAGCCUGUGAGGGAGUGUGUGAAAAGUGUAUGUACAGUCUGGAAAUGAGUGAGGGAGAAGCAAAGCCAGCAGAAGUGUACCAAGGCCCGGAGCUUCAGUGUACAGUUGCUAGUUUGCUACCUGGUGCGACGUACAGCUUCCGACUAAGGGCAGCCAACGAGGCUGGGUUUGGACCGUAUUCUGAGCCGACAGAGGUGACAACUGCAGCUGGACCUCCUGGUCAAUGUGGGGCGCCGCUCAUCACAUUAAUAAAUAACACCUGUGUGAGGCUGAACUGGGAGAGCCCUGAGGGUUCAGGGACGGACAUCUCAGAGUAUCGACUGGAGUGGGCGAAGGAGGACGAACCCAUGGAGCUCAUUUACUGUGGCUCCGCCGCACAGUGUGAACUGUCAGACCUGACACCUGCUACAGAUUACUGCUGCAGGCUACAGGCAGUGAACCAGGCUGGCGCUGGUCCAUACAGCGACAGGGUGAGUUUCCGGACCCCGGCGACGCAUCCUGACCAGGUCUCGACAUUAACCCUCCAGGACCUCCCAACAUCCUCGGAUGCGGGUUAUUCAUCAUCUACUUGCCUCCUCCUGAAGUGGGAGAAGCCAAACAGCAACGGUUCGGAGAUCACUUCCUACAUCAUCACUGUAGAUGACCAAACUGCCACUGUGGAAUCGGGGACAAACCACCUUGUCACAGGCCUGAAGCCAGACACAGAAUACCGUGUGCAGAUUCAAGCGGCAAAUGCCAUUGGCUUUGGUCUCUUGAGUCCGGUGCUGGUAGCAAGGACCCGCCCGCUUCCUCCAGCCCCGCCCCCACUCGAAUGCUCAGCAGCAGGCCCUCAGAGCCUGAAGCUCAAGUGGGGGGAGAAUGCCGGACACACACGCACCCUGCUCUCUGAGGACGUGGUCUACACACUACAAAUGGAAGACAAGAACCACAGGUUUGUGACAAUCUACCACGGUCCUAGCCACACCUACAAAGUCCAGCGACUGACUGAGUCCAGUAGCUACAGCUUCAGAAUACAGGCACUCAGCGAUGCUGGGGAAGGUCCUUUUUCUGACACACAUACUUUCUGCACCACCAAGUCUCUACCACCCACCCUCAAAGCCCCCAGGAUUCACCAACUGGAGGGAAAUUUGUGCGAGGUCACAUGGGAGACUAUUCCACCAAUGAGAGGAGACUCUAUGAACUAUGUCCUCCAGAUGCUUGUGGGACGCGAGUCUGAAUACAAACAGGUUUUUAAGGGAGAUGAAGGUUCAUUCCAAAUCCCUGGUCUUCAGGCAAACACAGACUAUCGUUUUCGUGUUGGCGCCUGCCGGCAGUGUCGGGAUACACACCAGGAGCUUUGCGGGCCAUUUAGCCCCUCCUCCCUAUUCACGCUCCGUCGCCAGGAGUCGCCAUCGUCAGGAGAGCAUUUGGCUUUGGAAACAGGCAAGCGGGCGGGUCUGAUCUCGAGCGACGAGCGCUUUGCGGCACUGAUCGUAUGCGUGUUCGCUGGUCUGUCCAUUCUCAUCGCCUGCCUGCUACAGUACUUCUUCAUGAAGUGAGGGAAUUUUUAACUAUAGGAUAGAAAGUGAAAUCAAAACACAAUUCACAGAAAUGAACUUUUAUAAAUGUCUAUGAAAGAACAGAUUAAAAUCAAAAAAACACUUGAGAUGUACUUUUAAGGCUAUGUAUGUCUAUUUUUAUUUUUUUUUUGUAGUCAAAGUUUUGAUUCAGGCUUCUCCAUUUUUUUCUCUGCCUUCACCCAUUUUAUUGUCAUUUCUUUUACACCUGUGUCAUUUUUGUCUUUUUUUGUUGAGGGUUUCUGUUGAAGGAAGCCUCAUCUUGGCUCUUCCUCAGUUGGGAAAGAAAACUGAUAGUCAAGCCUUAGAAAGGAGCGUGGGCAAAACAUUUGCUCCUCAAACUGACUUGCAUGUGUUUCUUUUUUUUUAUAUGUCUACAUAUUCAGUAGAAAACAUAUACACAAAUAUUUUUCUGCCAUCAUUGCCUUAUUUUUUAAUUGCUGCAGUCUAUAAUCAUUCAGCCAUAUUCAACUGUAGGCCUUUAAAGCUUUAGCUGUUCCUACUUAUUCAGUGUGUUCCUUUUCUAAUGGCUGUCGGUCAGGUCGAACAUUCUGCACUAUCUGACCAAAACACACAUGCACACACACACAUACAUGCAGAACUCUGUACAUAUCCACGCACGCAUAAAAGCUACACUUUUUCAAAGACAAUGAGGAAAAACUCAUUUUCAUUUUGAAGACAGUCAUACCAGCUCAGCUUUUGCCAUUGAAGCACUCACACAUCAGCUACCAAAGUGAUGCAAUUCAUCUAUGGUGUAAGUUGCUGCUAUCCUGUAUUUUCAUAGCAUGAGAGGAAGAAUGGUAAACAUGUAUUUUGUCAUGAAAAGUGAUGGCAGAGUAAGGUUGAAGGGGAAAGAAGUGAAUUAGGUGCUCAAAAGUAGGAACUAUGAGGUCAGUUGAACAAUAAGCGCUUAAAGGGAUAGUCCAGAAUUUUUUACUGAGGUUCUGUUUUAAUUUAAUAGUCAGUUCAUAUAUUGGCUGAAGUAUGUAAAUCUUUUGGUAUUUAUAUUCCUUUAGUAUAACUCCAGAUUUUUAUGUCUCAAAUGCAGAAGCUAUCUGCUUGUCGUAGCGGGGCAAAGAUCAAAGCGGACUUCUGCUGUUGUAGAAACAACAAUUUAUACAAAAACUUUUAAAUAACAAGUAAACAGUCAUCAAUAAUUAUGUGACAACAUAAUACCAAAUUCACGAAAUUUUAAAAAAUCAAGAUCUUUCAAUAUUUACGAAGAACUAAUCCAGGUUUCUUUUUUUAACUAGAAGUUUCAAAGGUUAUUUUUAAACAAUCUGUGUAAAAUAAUUCAAAUUUCGCUUUUUAAAAAUAGCUUAUUUUACCCUAAUGAGAGGCAAACAGCCAGGAGCAUCAUUCCUGCUGUGCAUACCGAUCAUUUUUAGAGUGUCUGUACCUAUUUUUCUACUGGGAACCCAAAAUAUUGCCUCACAAACCAUUUGAGAUUAGGGGAACUUCUUUGAGUUAUCAUGACAUGAAAUCUUGAUUAGUCAUCCUCCAGAAACAACUGAAAAGCCGCUUUAGAACUACUUCCACUUCUUCUUUAAAAACAUGGAAAUAGGGACUGAAACUUAAAGCAAUCAUCUAGUUUGUUAGCUUAAACUAAAAUGAGUAUGAGUUCAUUUAAAUGAGAAAUAAGGUUUAAUUUCUGGUUUUACUAAAGGCUAAUUUUUAUUUACACCAUAAAUGAAGCCAUUAAUCGACGCUGUUUCCUUUCGGAAACUUGCCUUAAAAAUAUUUACAAACUAGCCAAGAGAAAUUUAGACAAGCUAAUAAAAAGCUUGAUAUUUUUGUCACUUAAAUGAGCUGUAUGUAUAUUUUUUAACACUUAACUUUCAAAGAUGGCAAUAAUUUUAAUUAGCCAAUGAAUAAGCUGGAAAGCUUAAUAUCUCGCUUAGAUUUGUUUUACACAGGAGGAUGUUUAGUAGCCAAACCACCUCCAGCUUCCAUUACAUCGGUAAAAUUCAUCGCUUCCAUAUAAAUAUUCACUUAAUGCAGAUAACUUGGUUUAUUUAUUCAUAUAAUAGUGAAUAAAUCCAACUUUAUUAAGGCUUUCAGGUUUGAGUUAUUGUAAGACGUCGAAGUCUUUUUUGAUUGAUCCCCACUAGGGCAAAUAGUUAGGUUCUGCCUGCAAGAACAUCUACUUUGGAUUUAUGCUAAAUUUAUGUUCCAAGAGACUUCGGGUAAAAUGUUCACUGAUCAUUACCUUUAAGCAGAACCUCAGUUUUCCUUUUGAAACCACUCUUAGGUCACAAGCUGGACCUUAUGUUGGGCAUUUGUUAACUCCGGGAUAAAAUGCUGGGAUUAUAAUAGUCUAUUGUCUUUGUUUUCUUUAGGAGAGUCUCAAUACAUGUUUGAUCCCUUGUAAAACCCCGAGGGUUCUACCUUCUCAGAUAUCAUACAGUAGCUUAAACCUCUUUACCUGCGUCCUCAGUGUCAUUUGGGAUAAGAGGUGCUAGCGACGUGUCAAUGCCCUUCUCUACGUUUGUAAAUCUGGAGGAGCCAUUUGUAAUCGGAUGCUGCUUUGUUCUGGAAAUGUUUACUACAAAUGCUGAAGGUUUUCCUCCUUACAACGCAUCUGUGAAUCAAUGCGUUUAAAGACUCGCCCCCUUUCUUCUCAUCUCCUGAAUAUUUGUAAUUGAUCCUUUUUUUUGGCUCUGCCUACUCCUCGCCUGCUUUCGAUCCAUUCCAGUCUCACUGCUUCUUUCGCAUCUUUCCCUCUUUAUCAAUUAAAAGGUGCUUUAUUGACAUGUAAUCAGAGCCGUAGCAAGUCUGUGAUCUCUACUCAGACAUGAUCUCUGAGGACUUGAACUAAUCUUCACAAACCAAACAAGCCUUGGACAGAACACAGCUCAACAGAACAGGGCAUGGGGCAUUGUUACAUAAAAAAACACCCCCCUGACCUCCUUAUGCCGUCUCAUGCCAGCUCCUCCUGACACGUCUUUUCAUCAAAGCCAAGGUACAAACCAUGUUUAUCAUACCACAAUAAUCCAAAGAGCUCACCACCUCAUUAAUGUGACAUGCUUGCUUAAGUCAAGUGGAGGUUUUGUGCCGAGACUUGGCAAGAGGCAGAGGUUUUGAUUAGCUCUGAUUGGCAGCCUGUAACGUACCUCAGGGAAAAGGCCUUACAGAGAGGAAGAUCCAAUCCUGUCAUCCUCAUAGCUGUCAUCGUCAUCAUCAUAUUAACCAUGCUUUUCCUCCCUUCCUCUUUCUUCUCUCUCGACGCUGUCUCGUCAUCAGUCUUCGCCGUGCCUUGCUUUUAUGUUUCAGUAAGCAAAGCGGUUUACUAGCUCAAAAAAAAAAAUCUUUGCCAAAGUUGAUGGGAAAGUCAAGGUAGAGUUCUUUUCUAGGUUUUAUUUAUACUAUAUAUUUGCAUACAGUACUUUACAUGCCAAUUACAGUGCAAUCUUCAUUUAUUUAUUGUUUAAAGAUUAAGAGACAAGUGUAGUUAUAUACUAAUUUUUAUUCUUGUAGCAUGUUUUCUUUUUUAAUGGAUGUAUGUUAGAUUGUAUGAUUAAGGCCAGCAUUCCUUAUCUCAGUAACCCUUUAAGUAUUUCUCUUGCUCAUCAGUUCAUACAUUUCCAUUUCCAACAUGUAACCAAAUGUCUAUGGGUUCUUGUAACGCUUAGAGAUACAUGUAGCAACUCAGACCUACAGGUCAAGUUACUUUAUAUGGGGAUAAAUAAUUCUGCCUUUGGCUUUUUUGUUCUGAAUAGUGUUAUAUUGAAGCUUCUGGUAUCUUUUUGUUUUACUGUUUUAAUGCCAAAGUGCAGACUUUUUUAAUGAUUUCUAAAUCUUACAGCAGUCUAGAGGACUCUGUUAGGUUUUCUGUAACUCAUCAUUAUGCCUUUUAUUGUUAGUAUUGCUCUCUUGAAAGAAAAACAAAACAUUAACUUGAUCUGUGAUUACCAUUCUUUUAUUUACAUAUUGUUUUUUUUUGUUUUUUUUAUGUAUUACAAAACAAACCUGUGCCAUUUCAAAAAAAGAAAUGUUGAGCCUGGAGGUUUUGAAUUAAUAUUUUUUUUAACUAAUUUCCCGAAUAUAUAUAUAUAAAAAAAACAAAGCAAAAAAAGAUGCUGAUUUUAGGUCGAUGAGGAUGGGUGCUGGUCAUUUUGCACGUUUGCCAUUUUGUACCUUUGGAAAUUUGGUCUUUUCAUACUUAUUUAGUAUAAAUGGUUCCAUCAAAUAGACCUUUCUUUUGACAAUGAUAUAAAGAACAUAGAAAAUUGUAUUCAUUUUCUAUAUUCCACUAACAAUCAAGCAAAAGUAAAUAGGGGUUUAUUUACUUUACUCUAUUCUAUCAGAGGAUCCACACUUGUCUUGCAUUCCAGACAAGUAUCCAAAACUAGAAUCAGAACCAAAAUCAAUGGCAAUAAUGCAUAAUAAUUAGAUUUUUAGAUUCAACAGUGGCUCUCCAAAGUGUUUGGGUCCUAUACAAAUCCCACAGUGGCUUAAUUUACUGUUUUCACAUAUAGAGGGAAACAUAUCUUAUAGGAUUCAUCUAAUAAAAACAUACAAAUCUCUAAGGGCUAAAAACACAAAAGGGAUUAAAUUAUAAGGUUUCUUUAAACAAACACUAACAUUUAACCAAAGUCUCUGCUUCAUUAUAUAUAAAAUAAAUGAUAGUAUUCCUGAUGAAUGUCCAGUUUAAUAUACAACCUGGAUAUUACUUGCAUAAAUGCUUUGUAAGGGCUGCCAAAAAACACAAAAACUGCCUGACAUAUUUUUGGUUUUCCCAUGAUUUAGGAUUAAUUCUCAACUCGGUCAUUCUAGAACUUAAACUUUGCUCUGCAGUCGCCUUUCUAUGCUUUGCAUGUUUGGCCUCACGGUGCAUUAGAGAAAUCAAGCUGUUCACAGUUUAAUUAACCUUGACAAAAAUCUCAGUUCCAAAUUAAAGAAAGCAAUUCUACAACAAGAGUAAGAAUAUCAAUAUAGUUAGGGUGUUCCUAACAGGAAUGUUUUAUGCCAGACUUGUCUUUUGGAGUACAGGUCAAAAGAUCCAAGUUUAAUUUCUGCAUACUAUUUUCUGUAAAUUCAUGUUAGGAGUCUGGCUUAGACUAGAAGUUUGCUUUUUUGGAGGAGGAGGAGGAUUAAGUUCAUUUGGAGGCUGUUUUAUACCUUGUCUUUUCAGUAAACAGAUGGUUUUAUAGUGCCACCAUAUUCCCACACUUUCUCCACAGACUGAAUUUUUCAAUUGUAAUGGUUGCCCCCUUUUCUGACUAAACCUCUAUACAUCCAGAUCAUUUUUCACUCUUUAUAUCAUCUCUGUGAACCAUGAUUUG